Molecule: messenger RNA, 1022 nt
Organism: Balaenoptera musculus (blue whale)
Lineage: Eukaryota; Metazoa; Chordata; Mammalia; Artiodactyla; Balaenopteridae
Exons: 4
Coding region: 1-858 (285 amino acids)
Source: RefSeq, a predicted model, not a curated record
AUGGCCACAGGGCUCUGGCGAGCGAAGGGCCCUCCGCACUUUCACGUCAGUCACUUGGCCUACGUGAAGCUCAGGCAGCUCUGCUCCCAGCUCCAGGCACCUCCAGCAGUUACCGGCACCUCUUCCUUCGGCGACGCCCAAGGAUCCCUGGUGCUCCCUGAUGCAGAAGGGGAGGUGCGUGGGGAAGGCACAGCCACUUCCCCAGUCCUGGACCAGACACUGCUGGCCUCGCUGGCCCACGUCCUGUUGGUGGGAACUCAGCGGUUACCGCUGCCUGUCCAAGGAGAGGCGUCCACCACCCACAUAGAGGCAGUGCCGCAUCUCAGGGGAAGGACAGGGCAUCCACUCCCGGCCCGGCUGCAGCAACAAUGGGUUCCUUCUCCUGGUCCUGCGGGGGCUCCGAGGGCCCCUGGGCAGGGUGGGGAGGAUGCACCCGUCUUGGGGAGAUAUGAGCCCGGAGAUGUAUGCGGGUACCGACGACGUCCCUGUGGGGAGAUUCGUGUCAUCAACAUCCCUGCAGAGGAGAGAGCAGACGGCACCACUGCCCCUCCCGCCGCCCCUGUGGUGACCACCCUCUGGCGUCCAGGUCUCCUGGCACAGAGCCAGUCAGACUCGCAGCUGAGGACCCUGUCCGGCUGCCCAAGUGUCCUCGCUGCACAGAUAGCCCCGCCCAUGUCACUGCCCUGGGAACAGGCUCUGCAGAGACAGUCACUCCUUCCUGCUGUGGUGCCAGGAGCACACUUUCUUCUUCUCCAAGAUUCAAGGAGGAAUCUGUUAUCUCAGCGUCACAAAGCCGAGCACCUCCACAAGGAAGAAGAAGCGCCCUGUCUGCUGAGAGGAGUUCUGUUCGGCCUCUGAACCUCAGUUUCCCUGUUUGUGAAUCAGAAAACUAAUUCCCACCCUCCUGCAUCACAGGGCCUUUCUCGAGAGGAUCAGAUUUAAUCAGAGUCAACAAUCUAUGUACAACACUUACUGCUUCCCAAAUGACUGAUGCUGAGGGAAUAAACAAACUCAUAAAAUAA